Anguilla rostrata (American eel) is the source of this 7378-nucleotide messenger RNA. RefSeq names its product cytoplasmic linker associated protein 1a (gene clasp1a). Gene Ontology annotation, biological process: mitotic spindle assembly; establishment of mitotic spindle localization. The transcript has 40 exons. The record is from RefSeq and is a predicted model, not a curated record. NCBI's taxonomy places the organism in Eukaryota, Metazoa, Chordata, Actinopteri, Anguilliformes, Anguillidae. Gene Ontology annotation, cellular component: spindle microtubule; mitotic spindle; basal cortex. Gene Ontology annotation, molecular function: kinetochore binding; microtubule binding. Bases 136 to 4707 code for a protein of 1523 amino acids.
AAAAUAAAAAGCCGUGUGUGUGCGCGCGCGUGAGCGUACGCGUGUUCUUCUGUUUAAUCCGGGGGCACACACGCCCGCGGGCCGCUGCUAGCUGACGCUCCCCUGGUCUCUCGCGGGGGGAGUUUGGGCCUGAACAUGGAGCCCAGCAUGGAGAGCUGCCUGGCUCAGGUGUUGCAGAAGGACGUGGGCCGGCGUCUGCAGGUGGGGCAGGAGAUCAUCGACUUCAUCGCCGACAGGCAGAAAUCCCAGGACCUGGAGCAGGACCAGACCAUGCUGGACCGUAUGGUCGACGCAAUCGCCACCACCUGGGUCAACUCCAGCAACUUCAAGGUGGCUUUGCUAGGAAUGGAUAUACUGUCAGCCUUAGUGACCAGGUUACAGGAUCGCUUUAGAACACAGAUUGGAACAGUGCUUCCCAGCUUGAUGGACCGUUUAGGGGACUCAAAGGACCAGGUGCGCGAACAGGACCAAGCUCUGCUGUUAAAGAUAAUGGAUCAGGCUGCUAGCCCACAGUACGUAUGGGACCGAAUGCUCGGGGGAUUCAAACACAAGAACAACAGGACCCGGGAGGGGGUCUGUCUUUGCCUUAUCGCCACACUAAACGCAUACGGAGCCCAAGGCUUAACCCUUAGCAAAAUUGUGCCCCAUAUAUGUAACCUCUUAGGAGAUCCCACAAGUCAGGUUCGGGACGGGGCCAUAAACUGCCUGGUGGAGACGUACCGGCACGUGGGGGAGAAGGUGCGGAUGGAUCUCAGCAAAAAGGGCAUCCCGCAGUCACGGUUAAAUGUAAUCUUCAGCAAGUUUGACGAAGUCCAAAGAUCUGGGAACAUGAUCCUCUCCUCGGCUUCAGAGAAGAACUUCGACGACGAGGACUCCGUGGACGGGGGCCGGUCCUCUUCCUCCAAGUCGGCCCCGGCAAGCGGCCGGAAGGUGGUGAGCAUGGGCUCCAUACGCCGGCCCGGCACGGCGGCGCCCAAGGGGACAGGGAAAGAAGGCGCAAGUGCAGGGGCGGUGGACGAGGAAGACUUCAUCCGCGCCUUUGAAGAUGUGCCCACACUACAGAUUUACUCAAACAGGGAGCUGGAGGACGCCAUGAGCAAGGUCCGUGAGGUUCUGUCUGACGACAAACACGACUGGGAGCACAGAAUCGUUGCGCUGAAGAAGGUGCGGUCUCUCCUCCUGGGGGGAGCGGUGGAGUUCGAGGGCUUCUUCCAGCAGCUGCGCCUCCUGGAGGCCUCCUUGAAGCUCUCGGCCAAGGACCUGCGCUCGCAGGUGGUGCGGGAGGCCUGCAUCACGCUCGGCCACUUGUCCUCGGUCCUGGGGAUCCGGUUCGACCACGGCGCGGAGAACAUCAUGCCCACGCUCCUCAACCUGGUGCCCAACAGCGCCAAGAUCAUGGCCACGUCCGGGAUGGCCGCCAUCCGCCUCAUCAUACGGCACACACACUACCCACGCCUGAUCCCCAUCAUGACCAGCAACUGCACCUCCAAAUCCGUGGCGGUCAGAAGGCGCUGUUAUGAGUUCCUGGACCUGCUGCUGCAGGAGUGGCAGACGCACUCUCUGGAGAGGCACGUGGCGGUCCUGACCGAGACCAUCAAGAAGGGGAUCCACGAUGCCGACUCGGAGGCCCGGUCCGUGGCCCGGAAGUGCUACUGGGGUUUCCAUGGACACUUCAGCAGGGAGGCGGAGCACCUGUUCCAGGCCCUGGAAUCGUCCUAUCAGAAGGCCCUGCAGUCUCACCUGAAGAGCUCCGACAGCAUUGUGUCCCUGCCUCAGUCUGACCGCUCCUCCUCCAGCUCCCAGGAGAGCCUAAAUCGUCCCCUGUCGGCCAAGAGUCACAUUGGAAGCAGCAUAAGCCGAACCAAAGGGGUGGCCCCCCGGGUCUCGUCCACCCCCGGCUCCCUCCAGCGCUCCCGCAGCGACAUCGACGUCAACGCCGCUGCCAGCGCCAAGCACAGGAUGACGGCCGUGCCCUCGGCCUCGCCCUUCAGCUCGGCCGCCGCCCUCCCCCCGGGGUCCUACGCCUCUUUAGACGGCACGUCGGGUAGACCCGAGGGACGGGUGCGCACUAGGAGGCAGAGUUCGGGCAGCGCGGUCGGGGUGAACACAGCUGUGACAGACAGCAGGGGUCGCAGUCGGGCCAAAGUCGUGUCGCAGUCCCAGCGAUCCAGAUCAGCUAACCCUACUGGUGCCGGAAGCCGGUCCAGCUCCCCGGGGAAGCUCCUGGGGCACACCUACGGGAGGGUCCCGCGAGCCGCCGCCGCCGCCACGCCCGCCGACAAGCGCACCAAGAUCCCCCGCAGCCAGGGCUGCAGCCGCGAGACCAGCCCCAGCAGACUGGGCCUGGCCAGGAGCAGCCGAAUCCCCCGCCCCAGCAUGAGUCAGGGCUGCAGUCGCGAGAGCAGUCGGGACACCAGCCCCGCCCGGGGCUUCACCCCUCUGGCCUCUCGACGUCACUCCCGUUCCACCAGCGCUCUCUCCACGGCCGACCCCGCCGGCCAGUCAGACCGUUUCGGGCUGGUCCACCAGGCCCGGAUCUCGGCCUCGGUCAACGCCAUGCGGGUCCUGAACACCGGGACGGAGGUGGAGGCCGCGGUGGCGGACGCCCUGCUGUUAGGAGACUCCCGGAAUAAGCGGAAGCCCGUGCGGCGGCGGUACGAGUCGCCGGGGAUCUACUCGGACGACGACGCCAACAGCGACGCCUCGAGCGCCUGCUCGGAGCGCUCGUACGGCUCGCGCAACGGCGGCGUCCCGCACUACCUGCGGCAGACGGAGGACGUGGCCGAGGUGCUCAACCACUGCGCCAGCUCCAACUGGUCCGAGAGGAAGGAGGGCCUGGUGGGCCUGCAGAACCUCCUCAAGAGCCAGAGGAUACUCAGCCGAGUGGAGCUGAAGAGGCUGUGCGAGAUCUUCACCAGGAUGUUCGCAGAUCCACACAGCAAGGUGUUCAGCAUGUUCCUGGAGACGCUGGUGGACUUCAUCACCAUCCACAGGGAGGACCUGCAGGACUGGCUCUUCGUGCUGCUCACGCAGCUGCUGAAGAAGAUGGGUGCCGACCUGCUGGGCUCCGUGCAGGCCAAGGUGCAGAAAGCGCUCGACGUCACCAGGGACUCUUUUCCCUUUGACCAGCAGUUCAACAUCCUGAUGAGGUUCAUCGUUGAUCAGACACAGACUCCCAACCUCAAGGUGAAGGUGGCCAUCCUGAAGUACAUCGAGUCCCUGGCCCGGCAGAUGGACCCCGCGGACUUCGUGAACUCCAGCGAGACGCGGUUGGCCGUGUCCCGCAUCAUCACCUGGACCACCGAACCGAAGAGCUCCGACGUCAGGAAGGCCGCCCAAGUGGUCCUGAUCUCGCUGUUCGAGCUGAACACGCCCGAGUUCACCAUGCUGCUGGGAGCUCUGCCCAAAACAUUCCAGGACGGGGCCACCAAACUCCUGCACAACCACCUGAAGAACUCCAGCAAUGCUAGUGUGGGCUCUCCAAGCAACACCAUCGGACGCACCCCCCCUCGACACCCCACCAGCCGCACCAGCCCCCUCACCUCCCCCACCAACUGCUCCCACGGGGGGCUUUCACCCAGCAUGCUGGAGUAUGACACGGAGAACAUGAACUCGGAGGAGAUCUACAGCUCCCUGCGCGGGGUCACCGAGGCCAUCCAGAGCUUCAGCUACCGCAGCCAGGAGGACCUGAACGAGCCAAUCAAGCGCGAGGGGAAGAAGGACGACGCCUCGGGUCGGGACGGGGUGGCGGCGUCCCCCGGCCUGGACCCGCGGCUGGGCGUGGACGCCGUGGAGGGCUGCCGAACGGCACUGGAUAACAAAACCUCGCUGCUCAACACCCCCUCCCCCCGCUCCUUCGCCGGGCCCCGGGCUCGAGAGUACAACCCCUACAGCUACGGCGACACCAUCAGCGCCUACGACAAGAGUGCCCUGAAGGAGGCGGUGUUCGACGACGACGUGGAGCAGUUCAGAGACGGUCCUCUGGACCACUCAGACCUGGUCGCGGACCUGCUGAAGGAGCUGUCCAAUCACAACGAGCGUGUGGAGGAGCGCAGGGGGGCUCUGGUGGAGCUGCUGAAGAUCACGCGCGAGGACAACCUGGCCGUGUGGGACGAGCACUUCAAAACCAUCCUGCUGCUGCUGCUGGAGACGCUGGGGGACAAAGAUCACACCAUCCGGGCGCUGGCCCUGCGCGUGCUGAAGGAAAUCCUGCGCAACCAGCCGGCUCGCUUCAAGAACUACGCCGAGCUCACCAUCAUGAAGACCCUGGAGGCCCACAAAGACUCCCACAAGGAGGUGGUGCGGGCAGCAGAGGAAGCCGCCUCCACGCUGGCCGGCUCCAUCCACCCGGAGCAGUGCAUCAAGGUCCUGUGCCCCAUCGUGCAGACGGCCGACUACCCCAUCAACCUGGCCGCCAUCAAGAUGCAGACCAAGGUCAUCGAGCGCAUCGCCAAGGAGUCUCUCCACCAGCUACUGCCCGACAUCAUUCCCGGUCUGCUGCAGGGCUACGAUAACACAGAGAGCAGCGUACGCAAGGCCAGUGUAUUCUGCCUGGUUGCUAUCUACUCUGUGAUUGGCGAAGAGCUCAAGCCUCACUUGGCCCAGCUCACGGGCAGCAAGAUGAAGCUGUUGAAUUUGUACAUCAAGAGGGCCCAAACAACCAACAGCAACAGCAGCAGCUCCUCGGACGUGUCCACGCACAGCUAGCCGGAGUCGAACCCGCGGCACCCUGCAAGCCCGGCCACGGCGCGGACGGCCGUGCCUCGUCAAAAGACCUCCCCGUUCCGCGCGCUCCCCUGCAGACCUGCUCGAGGGGGAACGUUUCGCUUGUUGCAAUCAGUGUUUUCCUUUCAUCCUCUUUAUGUUCAUGUGAACCUUUUACUCCACGUUAUUCCCCCCCGCCCCCCCCCCAUACCUCCCCCUCCCCGUUGUUUUAUAGAAAGAUGAAUGUACGGAGUCCUGAGGUAGUGGUGAAUGCUUUUUUUACAGGUUGUUUUUUUUUUAGUCUCCGAGACACGGGUGCGUCGCUCUGCAAUUCAGCCUCGCUGCGCCGGGCGUGUUUUUUUUGAACUGCGGUCGGUUACUUUAGCCAAGAGUGAAAAAGUUAGGCGUGUGAGAAUGAGUCAGCAGGCCGGAGGCGAGGCCUACUCCGGGGCUCCCGAGCGAUGCUUUCGGCAGAGGCCCUUAAAAUUUCAAAAAUGAAAAAGAAAACCGUUCUUUAAAAAAAAAAAAAAAAAGAAGGAAGUUCGCAGCAUUCCGCAAAGUCGCUGCUCUUCGGGUGUAAACGCUAAACUCUGAAGAGCCUGCAUUUGAGAAUCCUUUGUAAAGCGGCAGACUUAUUUUAGGCCUAAUCGUUCACUUGAAUUUCGGUUUGUGAUUGACGAUCAUUUGGCUGGCCCAGUGAUUACAUGAGAGAAUUGUAACAGGGGUAAAAAUUUAACACUGAGGUUUGGGUACAGUAAUAACCAAAAAUUGUAGUAUUAAAAUUAGCGUCUUGUAUUUCCAUGUUAUGGGACUUUUUAUUUAACCAGUGUCUGAGGACCACACUGUCACCCCUGUAUUUAGUCAAAUUUGCAUAGCAGUUUUGUCUGUUUUAUAUUUUACUUUUGUCAAUCACUAUGAAGGCCAGAUGAAAUGUUGUCUUUUAUUAUUUUAGUGACAAAUCAAGUAAAACAAAUCAGAAUGUUUUGUAGGGACCUCAUAAAAUGAAAAGUAUUAGCAGACUGACUUGCUGGCAAAUUGCUUAGCUUAAGGAAAGGAUGACAAAGCUACUUGUGUGUAGUGAUGUCCUUAUCAGUGUUCUCCUUAUUUUGUGUAAGUUAUUGAUCUCUAGUUAAAACCUAGAAUUGCGAGUUAGACCACAAAUGUGAAGACAAACAAGUGAGGAAAAAGAUCAAUCAGAGGUAAUCCUUUUUUUCCUGGAAAAACCUUGACAAUCGGAAAUGUUAAAAUGUUUAUAACUGGGAAAUACCUUGAGAUGACAUGUUUAAAUAUAAGUGCCAGUGAAUGAGAUUGUUCGCAGACCUGCUAUGGCAAGUGCUGCUUAUGAGCAAGCUGGGUCUGCCUGUUGCAAGAACACUGAUUUUUUUUUUUUUUUUUUUUUACUUUGUGGAGAAAGAAAUGUCCAUUUCUUGGAUGUGCUGAUAAGUCGAAGCACUGUAUGAAUCCCAAAUCUAUGGUAUUGUCAUCACAUUUUCAGAAUCACUUUUGACAGGAUUUGUCUUAAGAAAAUGGCAUUUCAAGUGUAAUUCCAGCACCAGAUUCCUGAUUACUAUGAAUGUUACUGGUACAUAUUUGGGGAACAGACACUUAAGACACUACCAGGCCUUACUUUCUUUUUCAAAGUACUGUUUCGCUAUGUGGACUGUUAAAUACAGUCUUUUCUCCUCUAAUGUGAAGACACAUUUAAUGCAUUUAAUGUAAUGCAUUUAAUAUACCAGAAUAAAGUCAAAGGAAGGAACCUCUGUUUAUAAUUCCAAAUUUGUUGUCACCUACCCCACUGUAUAGUCAUAAUUCUUGCAGUUGAAGAAAGAAAAUUAUAAAUGAGAAUCACAAUGUUUUGUACAUUAUUUUCACCGCUUCGCAGACUUAUUAGAAAGCAAAAUGGGUCAUUAUGAUCUCAUGUUUUGCACGUUAGCAAAUAGCCUGCAUGUUUCAGCUACACUUAUUUUUGCUGCUACUUGAUUCUGAUUUAACAACAAGCACCCUGGCCACUUUUCGCUGUCCACUUAACGUGUACAUACAGUAUUAAUUUCCGCCUGCGGAGCGACUGAGUCUAAAUGCAACGGCAUAAUGGGUCAACCAAAAUUUGAUCUCCAAACGUCCAUGUUUCCACGGGCUGCGGUCUGAUGCAAUUACAGAACAGACGUAUGAAGUACCCUUAGUUCUCAUGUAGUGCAACGUAUUGAGGCAUGUGGCUUUUCAAAAAGGUACACUAUGUGCGCGUGCCUUGGCUCUGUCUGACAGUACUUUUUAAAUGGCUUACUAAACCGCUUAAGACCAUGUACAAGUAAUUUGCAAUUUUGUCAUAUGGAAACCUCGACCCUUUGCAAAUAAUUGUCUAAUUUCUGUAAGGGGAAAGCCAGUGUUUUUGUAGAAGAUGACAAAAGUGGUUUACUGUUCAUAUUACUCCGCUGAUGCAUCGGCCAUUAGAAAUCGUAUCCUAGCAAAUCCUUCUCUGCGCAUGUUCUGUUUUUCUUUUUUCUUCUUUUUUUGCUUUUGUCAUGUAAUAUCCAUAUCUGUAUUUAUAUUUUUGUUUUAUUUUGUGUGUAUUAUGACAACUGUACAGACUACCCUUUUUUGUUAACACCCACCUGUGAUAGAAUUUGCGAAAAUAUAAACUUCAGUUUGCUCUAGAAAUAAACCGACUUCAAAGCUC